AUGCAAUCGAGCUCAAUACAAAUAACAACGCUUAAAGAACAACUUCAUCAAGAAAUGUGUGAACGUAAAUCAUUUCUUCAUCGUUCAUUAACAAAUGGGGAUGAAACAAAUGCUCUUCGCCGUGAAAUAACUGAUUCAAUGUCAAUUGUUUCUCAUGAUCCAUAUAAUCUUGAUCCUGUUCUUUUGAAUCAUGAAACAAAACGAUUAACUGAUUUACAAGGACCACCUGUACGUUAUCGUUCACCAACUUGA
Molecule: messenger RNA, 252 nt
Organism: Rotaria sp. Silwood2
Lineage: Eukaryota; Metazoa; Rotifera; Eurotatoria; Philodinida; Philodinidae
Source: the annotation of a GenBank genome assembly